AAAAAAAAAAAAAAAAAGCCUCUAGACAGAACCAAGGACGCCGUGUCGAGGUAAAGGGGUGCCCUAUUGCUAGAUGAUGGUUGAAAAAUGAAGGAAAACGGCAAAAUUGUUAUUUAAGGCGAAUCGAAGAGCAGUAACCUCAAUUCUAUUUGCUGCAUGUUAGGUUUUUGUCUUGCUUGUUCUGUGUUUAGGUUCAGACGAACAUCUCCGCAAUAAUGUAUUAGUAAGCAGGUGGACACAGCCGCCUGCCCUGGAAGAGUCCGUGCUGGGAUUUCUCAAGGCUCAUAAUCCAUAUUCUUUGUUCAUUCCUGGACCAGAUCGCGUUCACGCUUACGUCGACGGCAUACCAUCGCAACACUGCUACAAGCAUAUUGAUGUUACUUCGAUAGUCGAUUUUAGAGGGCACACUCGAGGAUCUGCCCUCCUUGAUCUCGAUAGUCACGCGGGAAGGUAUCGUUCGCGCUCCCAUCCACAUCGAGUAUUUCAACCUCCCAAAACUUCUCUUCGACCUCAACGCGCAUACGAACAUAUCGAAUUGUCGAACUUGAUCUCAUAUCUAACACGCAAAGAUGGAUGCACCUCAGCGUGCGAAUGCUGCGCAGCUAGCAGCAAGAAACAUCAAGGCAAAGCCGAAAGGGAGGACAGGCCGUACCGUGACAGGGUCCCGAUCUGACUCGAUACCACAAUUUGCCCAACCAGCGCAGAACGGAAAUGGACUCUUUGGUGGAAGCAUACAAGGCUCAGGCUCCUUUGACUUCUCUGCUCCCGGGGGGAUGACUUUUGCGGCCCCUCCAUUUGGUAGCAAUGCAACACCCUCACCGGACGUGUCAGACAGCGAAGGCCGAUUCCCGGGAGAUGAUAGAGCUAUGAAGAGACAGUUUGGAGGUUCAUCAACGAUGCAGCAGAGUCAGCCGGCCACGGUUCAGUCUGGUUCAUUCGGCCAAAGUUCGGUCAACCCAUUUGGAACGUCAACAGCACAAGCAGCUCCGGGUGGCAACAUAUUCUCAUUUGGCAGCUCAACAGGGCCAGCAACUUCAGAUGCUUUCAACCAUGGAAAUACGCCUACAAGCAACCUGUUCUCCUUUGGUGGUAUUUCACAGCCUGCGCCAGCAAGCCCCAGCGUUAGCUUCGGAUCUGGACCACCUGCAGACAGCAAGCCGGCGGGCAGCCCUUUUCAAUUCGGCCAGCAAGCCACGAAACCUCAGUCAUUCAAUUCGCCCUUCAACUUCAGUUCUUCCGCGCCUCAAGAGAAACCAGCGACUCCUCAGCCUCAGAAGUCAGCCUCGCUCUUCAAUUUCGGCUCAACAGCAGAACAAAACACCCCGCAAAGCCAAGCACCAAAGUCCCCUUUCAUUUUUGGAUCGAAAGUAGCGCAGGAGAAGUCUGCAACUACCCCGUUUGUAUUUGGUCAAAAUCCAGCUCCGGUAUCAAAUUCUGGCGUGAACUUUGGCUCCCAACCUGCGACUGCGCUUCCUCUCAGUAACCUAUUUGGACCCUCUACUUCUCAACCAGUACUGACUCCGAACGUCUUUGGCCCGACUGCACCAACGAGUAAUCUGUUUGGAAGCACAACUCCUUCUAUGAACAACCUGGGUGGAAGCAGAGACGAAAGCCCAGCAUCUACUAGCAACAACUUGUUUGCCAAGCCACCAGCUACUACACCCUCAACUUCUGGCUCACUGCCGACGUCCAACAUCUUCGGAGAGCAGCGGCCUCCGGCGCCUAAUAACAUCUUUGGCGGCUUGAACAAACCGUCGUCCACAGCCAACGGGCUUGGUAGUACAGGCAAGACAUUGACAGCAGCGAGUAAUCUAUUUGGCCAGGCCAACUCCGAGCAGUCAGGAACGAACGACCCUUUCGGAGCUCUGAACAAGCCAGUUGAUGAAUUCGUGAAACAGCAUCAGGGCAACAGUGGCUUCAGAGGUAGUUCAAAUAGUGUUGAGAGCGUGACUUCAUUAGCGGAAUCGAGUUCUCCAUUCAAGAAAGCGCCCUCCCUCUUUGGUCAAUCUUCUCCUUCAAACCAUAACAACAAUGGCGCGACCAAUAGCGCCAGGCCACAGAAUCUGUCUACUUCAACACCGCCUUCUUUCCAACACAUUCCCAAGAUCUCUUCUCCAUUGACAGACGCUCCCAUGGCAGCCAGUCAACCUCCACCAAGCGGGAUGUUUCCCAAUCUACUCCAGCCAAGCAAGGGCUUACAGCAGGAAACUCAACACAAUGUACAGGUGAACUUUCUUGGUUCCUCAUUCCCUCUAUCAGCCGAUCAUCCAGCCUUGGCCUCUGGACCCGACCCCUUCAAUAUCACAGACGAGCAGGUUGCUAAGGUCUUGCCUGGCGACGUGAAAGAUGACCCGCAAGUCAAGGCGAACUGGAUUACAAAGUACCGGAUCGAUGCCAUGAAUCAAGCAAUGUCGGCCAUGUUUGAAGUGCUCCCUGCAGAUGUCAAUCCUCGUCCCACAUUACUUCGCUAUAUUAAGCUGCGAGGGAAAUUGGUAGAGGAACACAAUGCUUGUCAGGAACGACUCAGCCGGAGCGGCAGAAACAGCAGCAAUUUCGCAAGAGACACUGCUACCAACCCAUUCCGGGUUGUUGGCUCAGCCACUACGGGUCAAACACCUACCAAGCGCAAGCUGAUUUUGGAUGAAGACCGAGAGAAUGAAAAUCCUACCGAGCGAACGAAGGAGCAAUCAACACAAGGAGAACUUCCAGCUACUUCUGAUCCCAAGCCUUCAUGUAAUGGCAACGUUAGCAGUGCAGCCAGCAAUGCUUUACAGGAGCCCGGUUCUGACAAACCGGCGGCCGUCAGUCAUAAUGGAAAUCCAUCAUCCAACUUCGCCACUCCUUCCCCGAUGAAGAACAAAAGAAAAGCCGAAAAUCAGAUUACCAAGGACACCGAAGAGGUGAGCCCACUGAGACAGAUCAAGACACCUAGAUUGAAUGGUAGUACUGUUGGAUCCAACACUUCAAACAUUUUCAAAAACAUUCUCGACAGCCCUUCACCAUCAAAGUCAAGUAGCCCCACAAAGUUCAGCCCAGAAAAGAAGACUGCUCCUCUCCCGGAACCAAGAGAGGAAACUUCUAGGAUCAAUCCGUUCGGGAAAUUGCCAGUGCCCGCCUCGCCUCCUAAAUCCAGCUCCUCUCCAGUUGCAUCAGCUCCUUCGGCCACAUUUACCUCUAAGGUAGCAUCGCCAUCCCCAAGCGUUUUCGCUCCACUGAACACCCCGGGUGCGAAUACAACAUUCGACCCCGAAAAAUCCAAGACUCCCGGGUUGUUUGGCACUCCAACUCCUGCCGAGUUGAAGACGUUCAUUCCAAAUGUUGCAGGCCGCGUCCCUAAGAAUCCAUUCUCCUCUAAGCCUACAGGUGGAACCACGAACGAUACCGUGUCGGCAGCAAAGGGAAGCACUCUCAAGCCACCUACCUUCUCGACAGUGCCUGUGGAUUUCCUUGCUCAGUUCGGCAAAAAAGCUUCGGAGGAUAAAGAGGAUAAUGAGAAGAAGCUCCUACAGAAGGCAAUUGAUGCGGACUAUGAUUCUGAUGACGGUGAUCUGGAGGAUUUCAAAGCGAAAUACUAUGAGAAACGUAGGAAUGAACUGAAGGCAUUGGAAGACCUGGCAAAGAAUACGCGUAAUGCUUUCGUCCCCAACUCUGACAAAGCAGACUCAGACAAGUCUGUUUCAACGAGUUUGACGCCUGAAUCCUUAAACAAAGUUGUCACAUCGAAGCCAUUUUUUGGUCAGAACAGCGCCAAUCAAGGUUCGGGAAACAGCGUCUUCAGCUCUUUGAACGUCUCUAGGACUUCAACCCCAGGACCUCUGGGAAGCAGCACCGGUUCUGUUCUUGAUGGACAUGUAUCGACUAAAUCAAUCUCGUUCGGUGGCAAUAUUUUCGGCCACCUUUCUGAUGCAGAUAGUGGGAAGGGCAACGAUGCUGAUGAUGAAAGCGCAGAUGAAGAAACUGAUGGAGAUGAAGAGAAUCGAGAUCCCAACUAUCAGCCAGGUGAUGAUCCCAGCGGACCGGGUACACCGGCUUCAGAAACCGGAGAUGGAAUUGCUUCUGCAAAGAAAACGAACCUUUCCAGUAGUUAUGGCACUCUCAAGGCAAACCCAUUCGGUUCAGGUUCUAGCACACCAGGUGGAAGCCUGUUUGGUAGAGUAGGAAGUAAAGAACCAGCCACAGAAAGGGAGCAAAGUGGCACAUCAACUCCGGGACGCAGCCUUUUCGACCGAAUUGGAAGCAGAGAUACUCCAGCAGAGAAGGAACAUGGUGGUAGUACUACUCCUGGGGGCAAUCUCUUUGAUAGAAUCACCAAAGAUAGUAAUGGUAAUCCUGUUCGGCACAUCUCUACCGAGGAGAAGGAGAACACUCAUCCAAGCACAUCCAAUAUCUUCAAGGAUGCUAGCAGCCCCUUCAGCAAUCCUUUCAAAAAAGCCACUGGAGCGCCUACCGACCAGACUUGGAAACCAGAUAGCCCCAUAAGAUUUGGCGCAGCAGCAGAUACCGAGACGAGUGUUUCAGCACCCACUGUCAGCAUCACAACGGCCACACCUACGAAAACAGGCAAUUCUUCAAAUAUCUUUGGCGGACCCACCUCGGCUCCUGCAUCCAACUCAUUCGGUAGCAAGGAUCCAAAGCCUACUCUGUCCAACCUCUUUGGCAGCUCCAGCAGUGCGAAGGGGCCAUCCUCAGGAAAUGUUGGCUUUGGUUUCGGAGCACCUAGCGUCACGUCCUCACUCUUCCCAUCUGCUACUGGCUCUGCAAACACCUCGAGGGCAACCUCUCCAGGCGUUACGACUGAUGCGGACAGUGGUGUGGAUGGAGAUCCUGACGCUGAGGUCCACGAGCAGAUCAACCUGACAUCUGGUGGCCCUGGUGAGGAGAAUGAGAAAGUUCUGUUUGAAGUCCGUGCAAAGGCACUCAUGUUCACUACAACCCCUGAAGAAGGUAGCAAGUGGACGACGAAAGGCUUGGGACCUCUCAGAGUUCUCCAGGAUAAAGAUACGAAUGCUGUUAGAAUGCUACUUCGUGCUGACCCCCUCGGCACAGUUAUCCUGAACAAAGCGCUUCUUUCCCAAGUCAACUACGAGGCAGCGGCAAAGACAGUUAAGCUUCUCGCAAAUGCUGGUGAUGGGAAGGGCUUGGAGACAUGGCUCUUGCAAGUUAAGACAGUGGAGUUAGCAAAGGAGUUGGCAGAGGUCCUGGAGAAGAAUAAGUCAUUUUGAGAAAUGACGUGGAUGGUGCAUAUGGUCAUUGGUCCAUUCACUGGUUGAUCUAGGGAGGGGAUCUGGGGUCAGACUUGUAUUUCCGCCGGUAUCUUCAUGUGGGAUGCGUGUCUUUCAGUGCGGUGACCCAACGUGGCUCCGUGUUUCGGUUGGACAAGAGGUCAUCGAGGACUGCAUGGGUGGCGUUGCA
Cadophora gregata is the source of this 5412-nucleotide messenger RNA. RefSeq lists its product as uncharacterized. The transcript has 2 exons. Gene Ontology annotation, biological process: intracellular transport. NCBI's taxonomy places the organism in Eukaryota, Fungi, Ascomycota, Leotiomycetes, Helotiales, Ploettnerulaceae. The record is from RefSeq and is a predicted model, not a curated record. The coding region runs from base 570 to 5222 and encodes 1550 amino acids.